Molecule: messenger RNA, 1691 nt
Organism: Plutella xylostella (diamondback moth)
Lineage: Eukaryota; Metazoa; Arthropoda; Insecta; Lepidoptera; Plutellidae
Product: TAR DNA-binding protein 43
Biological process (GO): regulation of gene expression
Cellular component (GO): nucleoplasm; chromatin
Molecular function (GO): RNA binding
Source: RefSeq, a predicted model, not a curated record
ACGACAGGAAAUGUCAUUAUUGUGUCAUUUCGCCAUUUUGAUUUGACCGAAGAAAUUUCGAAUUUUCAUGUUGUAUUAUCCGUUUACUGAUAUUAAUUAUUGUUUUUAGUACAAAUACUAAAGUAACGAUGAGUAAUAACAAGAGUGACAUGUUCAAUGAUGAACUUUUUGAUUAUAUCCGUGUAAGUGAAGAUGAAGAUGACAACAACGCUGUGGAAAUUCCCUGCGAGUUAGACGGCACUCUGUUGCUCUCAACUCUAGUGGCCCAGUUUCCUGGGGCGUGCGGGCUCAAAUAUCGACACCCUGAAAGUAAAUCUGUGCGAGGGAUUCGACUCAGUGAUGGAAAGUUACAUCCGCCAUCCGAAGCCGGCUGGGGUAAGCUGCUCUAUAUUUGUGUUUUCCCCAAAGAAAAUAAACGUAAAAUGGAAGACGUUUCACCUGAAAACUCUGCUGCCAAAACAAAGCGGCUCGAGAAGAAACUAAUUUGCUCAGACCUGAUAUGCCUCGGACUACCGUGGAAGGCAACUGAAGAAACAAUCAAACAGUACUUUGAACAGUUUGGAGAGGUGGUUAUGGUUCAACUGAAAAGAGAUAAAAAUGGAACCUUCAAAGGAUUUGGCUUCAUCCGUUUUGCUACAUAUGCUUCUCAGAUGAGAGCACUUGCACAGAGACACAACAUUGACGGCCGCUGGGUGGAUGUGAGGAUCCCUAAUUCAAAGGAAGGUGUUGUUCCGCAAAUGCCUUGUAAAGUAUUUGUUGGCAGAUGUACUGAAGAUAUGACUGCAGAUGACCUUCGAGAAUAUUUUUCAAAGUUUGGUGAAGUAACUGAUGUGUUUGUACCACGUCCAUUCAGAGCUUUUGGAUUUGUAACAUUUCUGGAUCCAGAAGUAGCUCAGAGCUUGUGUGGUGAAGACCAUGUGAUCAAGGGAGCAUCAGUAUCAGUGUCCAGUGCUGCACCUAAAAUUAAACCCAAGGGCAAUCAGAAUUGGAAGAGUGACUCUUAUGGACCACCAACCAACUGGGACAGCAGUCGAAGUGGACCGUCGGGGGCCUCCAACAGCAAUGGAGGUGCCAGCAGCGGAAACAUUGACACAUUAAAUAUGCAGAACUUAGGGAUUAACCCUAAUGGUGGACCACCAAGUAAUUUCAAUUUGCCAAUAAGUCUAGUUGCUGCUGCCCUCAAUCAAGCUGGCUGGGGAGGAUUCCUCGGUGGCCCCAACAACAGUGGCCCUAGCAAUUGGCAAGGGGGACCUCAGGGAAACAGUGGAAAAAACUGGAAUGGAAAUCCAAACUGGAACCAGAAUGGACCCCCACAGUCAUGGAACCAGGGAGGCAGCAACCCUAACUGGGGAGGUGGAAAGGGCAACUGGAACAACCAAGGAAGUUGGUCCAAUGGGCAGAACUGGGGAAGUAAUGGAGGUGGUGGAGGGUCCAGUGGGCCCAGCAGCAGCUGGAACAGCAAGCCGCAGACAUGAGUCGCAGAUUCAUAGACCGGAGUUUAUGCAUCAGAAAUUUAUUGUCGACUGAAAACCGACAAGAAGCAAAAAGCAGUGCAGCAAUGAUGUGGGAUACUGAGAUGGCGAGUAGCCGAGUUGCUGGACUUUGUGGCAUGACCGUCUUCGUACCUAUUCAAUUUUCAUGAUGGUGGUAUGAUUAAUGAUUCUACAAAUAAAUAAAUAACUAUGUAUUAA